AUGGCUAUCCAAGUAGUCUCCAUUGUUUCUCUUGUUUUCUUCUUAUGCAUCCAUGGAAUCUAUGGCGAUUAUGGAGGAUGGCAAAGUGGUCAUGCUACUUUCUAUGGCGGAGGCGACGCAUCAGGCACGAUGGGAGGAGCUUGUGGCUAUGGCAACUUGUACAGUCAAGGGUAUGGAACUAACACUGCAGCACUAAGCACUGCUCUGUUCAACAAUGGCUUGAGCUGUGGCUCGUGCUAUGAGAUGACGUGCACCAAUGACGCCCAAUGGUGCCUCCCGGGGUCCAUAACCGUCACGGCUACAAACUUCUGCCCUCCUAACCCUGGCCUGUCUAAUGACAAUGGUGGAUGGUGCAAUCCUCCCCUCCAGCACUUUGAUUUGGCUGAGCCUGCUUUCUUGCAGAUUGCCCAAUAUCGAGCUGGAAUUGUCCCCGUUUCUUUUCGAAGGGUACCCUGCACAAAAAAGGGAGGAAUAAGGUUUACAAUAAAUGGGCAUUCCUAUUUUAACCUUUUAUUGGUCACAAAUGUUGGUGGUGCUGGGGAUGUCCAUUCUGUAUCAAUCAAGGGUUCUAACACAGGAUGGCAACAAAUGUCCAGAAACUGGGGGCAAAACUGGCAAAGCAACUCAUACCUCAAUGGCCAAAGCCUCUCGUUUCAAGUCACGACAAGUGAUGGAAGAACUAUCACGAGCUACAACGUCGCCCCCGGGAAUUGGCAAUUUGGGCAAACAUUUGAAGGAGGUCAAUUUUAG
This is a messenger RNA of Fraxinus pennsylvanica, 750 nucleotides long. Lineage: Eukaryota; Viridiplantae; Streptophyta; Magnoliopsida; Lamiales; Oleaceae. The record is from the annotation of a GenBank genome assembly.